CUGCGUGAAGUUUCAGGAUCUAUCUGAGAAUAAGAAAUAGUGUCUUAUAUGUUAGUUAAUCGUUAUGGAUGUACGAUCAGGUACUCUGUGCUUAUUAUGUAUUUUGCAGUUUUUCUCAACAGAGGCGUCAGAUCCAAAAGGAUGUUACAAAGAGAACAAAAGACAGCGAUAUUUCAGCAGCACCCCCGGGGAUUUUGUCCCUACCCUGAUGACACCUGCCCUGUGCGCUUCAAAAUGCGGCAGUUUUAAGUUUGACUACUGUGCUGUCACUCAAGGCCAGUUUUGUUUCUGUGGGAACAGCCUCCCUCCUUUAUCAGAAAAAGACCUUGCGGAAGUGGGGUGCUCUGACGUGUGUAUCGGUGAUAAUUCAAAAAACUGUGGAGGACCAGACCAUGUAAAUGUUUACAGCACAUCUCCACCAAUAAAUGGUCUCGAAAUCACACCAAGCGUUUCUUUGAUCGAGACAGGAACUGACGUCACAUUUACUCCUAGUUACGAAUCAGCAGGAGCAGACCUUACAUUUCAGUUAAAUUAUGGUGAUAAUGGAGGGAAAACAGACAAAAACCAGUCAGUACCAGAUAUGUGGACUACGAAAUAUUUUACACCAGGGCAAUACCAGGUCACACUAUACGGAAAUGACAACCAAAAUUCCAUUUUGGAGAAAGAGGCUUCGACUGCGGUAUUAGUGGAGGCACGUCCACACAAUGCUUCACUGUCGUGUCCAGCUAAUGCAGCCACGUACGAGGAAACCAGAUGUAUUCUUAUAGUGAUGGCUGGUACCAACUUAGAGCUUACAGUACAGGUUGAUGGAGUCCAGCACUCUAAAUUCUACAUUUCAGAUCCUCCAAUAUACGCUGCGGGUCCUGCGUUCAUUUCCAUGUCGACCUUACUAUUGGCGGGGGAAGCAACAACUGACUACGUUAUUAUGACAGCAUCAGAAAUACAACAUAGUGGAACAUUAAUUGGUUUUGAGUAUUAUACACACUCUGCAGGAACCCUCGAGUUCUAUGUAUUGAGGCCGUCUUGCGCUAAUUACUGCUUUGAUACAAAUCGAUGUUCAGGGACUUGUGGGAAUAUUUAUGAACGUACAUGUUCAUCUGGUCUUCAGUUUUGUCCUGCCUCUGGUGCCUGUUGGGACUCUGUGGUUCCUACAUGUUCAUCCCCCACACCACGAUAUGACGGAACACAAAGGACAGAUUUAAUACAAGUUGCAGCAAUUCCUCACACAAUAUUAGCAGCACCCACCUCUAGUAACUAUUUAGCCCUUGAUCUAACAGCCAACGACAUAAAAGUCCAGCCAGGUGAUAUCAUAGCAUAUAAAAGCACAGGAGGGGGAACAUUGAAGUCUUUUGCAUGUUCGUCUCAGGACUCUGAUUUGAAAAGUCCAAACUUUAAUUCAGCGGCAAGUGCAGUAGUUUUAAGUUCCCCUAAAAGACAUUUAUUGAAGGCAGUGGUAUCACAGGGUAGUGAGGUAAAAUUGCCGUUCACCUUUACGGCAUUCGGAUCGACAACCAUAGGAAUCACCCUCAACAAUGCUCACCUCGCAGCAUCUGUAAGUUUCUCCGAGGUAAUAAAUGUAAUUGAGGGCAUUGACACGUGUGUACCAGACAUCGUUCAAUAUGCUGAAACGGGGAGCACAGUUCAGUUUCAGGUGUUAUCACACACAGGCACUAGCGUGACUUAUGCUUGGGAUUACGGUGACGGUAGUACUGCCAAUGUUUCAUCAAUACAACAUACCUAUACGUACACCAACACGGGAACCUAUCAUGUUAAUGCCACCUGUUUUAAUACGCUGAGUUCUAAAUCAAACUUCACCACUAUUAAAAUAGAAACUAGAAUUACCGGUCUUGUUUUGUCGGUUUCCCCUGUAGUCACAACGGAAGUGACGUCAUUUACUCUCGGUAUGACGAGUGGAUCGGACUACACAUGCGUAUGGAAGAAAAAUGGCGUCCAGUUUGCUGUCACAACUUCAGCUACAACACCUCCGAAUGGAAAUUUUGAUCAUACGUUCAUAGAUGACGGAACAUACGCAAUAUCUGUUAUAUGUACCAAUAAUAUUAACAGUCAAACAGGGUCCACUACAGUGACUGCCCAAAGAAGGAUCAAAGGCCUCGCUCUCGUUCGUCAAGGUGCCCUUCUGAACACACCUUACACAGUAGAUUUUGUAUGGCAGGAUGGAACCAAUCCUCAGUUUUUGUUGGAAUUUAAUGGCGUUGAAAAGGCUCUGACUAUUGAUACGUUUGCAAGGAAAGGUUCGUCUCCAAUUUUACCAGCAGAGGCUUCCCCAACCUCUUUCCCGAUUAAUUUAACAGCGUAUAAUUUGGUUAGCAAUGAACAAAUUACAAUAAAUUUUGGAAUAGAAUCGGAAGUGAUUGGAUUGACUGUCACUCCUGACUCUCCCAUCAACUCUGUUUUGGGCUAUGGAAAUGUUGCUAAGGAUGAUGUGGUAACACUGACUAUCAGCGCAGCUGGGGGAACCAAUGUCGACAUACAGUGGGAACAUACGGUGGGGAUUUCUCCACCCACGGUAACUCCACAAAACGUACCAACGUGGACUGUAGAUGUUACAAAGUCUUUCACCCUCUCCACGUUAGGAAACCAUGCAUUGAAAGUAACAGUCAGCAAUGCAUAUUCGUCUUAUACAUUCACCUUUAAUUAUCUCGCCAUAGCGCCAGUCAAAGACAUUCAGUUCAACACAAUAACCCCUGUUCUCUUCAUACCACCAGCAGACGUAAUUUUUACAUUUUUACAAGCUCCAGUUGGACUUCCACCAAAUGAAGCAACUAUAGAUAUCAAUUACGGUGAUGGGCAUUCGACUUCUCGUCCAUUUGAUUUGUCGAACAGUUACCCAUAUUCCUACAGGGAGGAUGGGACGUUCACCGUUACCGCCAAUAUUUCCAAUAUUGUCAGUCACCAGAUCGUGACGACCACAGUGGAUGUGGUGGAACAGAUUGUUGAUCUUGUGAUAGAACCAGACCCAGCCCAUGCACCUCUCAAUGACCCCGUAGAUCUGCGAGUGAAAAUGAAGAGAGGAGGAACUGGGGCAAAACUACAACUUCGAUGGCAGUUUGAGGCUGCUGGCACAUGGACCCCCUAUCAGAAUAGAAUUGGGUUCAGUCCGGAUGGUUACGAUUCGAAGCUGCACAUUUACACAGCCAUUAAUACGUAUACCGUCACCGUGGAAGCGAAAUCAAGUCUGGAGACAAAGACUGCCACUUACACGAUUUAUUGCGAGGAGAAAGUCACGGACAAUUUCCUGUUCACAUCCAACUUCCCACAGGAUUAUGCUCUUAUGCAGAAGAUAACCUAUACGCUCACUUAUAACGACCCCAUUCCAACAAAUGCAAAGAUGAGUUUCGAUUAUGGAGAUGGAUUAACGUCUGCUGACAUUGCCUUUCCGAUCCUGACGACCGGAGGAAGCACCACCAUGGACCAUACGUACGGCCAAGCUGGUCACUAUGCCACCACGUUCACUCUCUUUAAUCGAGUUUCAUCCAUCACUAGAACUGUCAUGAGUGGAGUCUACAGGAAAUUUGAAGGUUGUGAUGCUGUCCUUAAGUGGAAGCUGAUUGUUCCUCUGAAUGGACCUGACUUAGAUGGAUUUGGACCUUCCAAAAACAUUUUCCCACGUGAUAGACCGUUACGUGUACACAUCACAUGCACAGCAGGGACGCUUGUUUACUAUGAUGUGUUUGCUCAGGGAACAAUAAACUUUCUGGCGUGUAACAAAACGGAAAAGACAUUGUUCGAGUUGGACUUCUCCAUCCUAGCAGCUGAAUCCUAUAUUCUAACAAUCAAACCGAUAAACCCUAUACAUCAAGUCACCAUAACCAAAUCCAUUGAGUUCCAAGACCCAUGUCUGGAUAUAAAUAUAGACGAUGGUGGUCUGCAGGUGUCUGCCUACCAAUGGAAGAAGUUUAACAUCACUUUUGGUAUGCAGGGUACUGCAACUUGUGUACACAUAGAUUAUGGUGACAAUACCCCAGGCGAGCUUUAUGGGGACAUUUUAAUGUGCGGUACAUUCGCUGGAACUGCCCCUUACAUAGCCGCCCUAUCACCAGUAACAGAAAUCAAACACGAGUAUAUAAACAUGAACACGUUCGUUGUAUUUGUGAAAGGAUUUAAUGCAUAUUCCACUUGCUCUGCUAAUUUCACUCAUGUGAUAUCAGAUGUAGAUUGCUCACAACCCAAGGUUAGCAUUAAAGAUUUGAAGCCAGUAUUUUACUAUCCACAAGAGGUGACGAGGAGUGUUCGAGUGAGAAUUGUUGGUGUCACGGAUAUCUAUUGUUCACAAACUCUUGACAAUGUAAAAACAUGGACCGUGUAUAGGAUAGACGAAAACACGGGUGAAGAUGUACAGGAAGUUGACGUCACAGGCUUACCUUCUCACGAGACUGCAGAGCUAGCACUUCCGCCUCUUUUUCUGGAUUAUGGUUCUUACAGAAUCAAUUAUAAAAUAGAAAUGGUAUCAUCAGAUUUCGUCAAAAACGAAAACUUCAGUGCAAAUGUGAAUCACUACAUCAAAGUAAAAAAGAGCGACCUUGUGGCAGUAAUCUACCCUGGUGGUGUUACUAAGAUCCAAAGAGGGUACUCUAAAAUGAUCACAAUUGAACCCAUGAUCUAUUCGUUUGAUCCAGAUGUUGCUUCCGGUUUACCCCAAACGUUUGCGAACUUCACUUGGUGGUGCAGAAGGAGUGAUGAGCUACUUCCUAACCCGGAUGUCAAUGUUUUUGUGCCAUACACAACCACACAACUAGGGGGUAGCCUUCCCGACAAUGGAGGAUGUUUUAAGCAGGGGCCGGGUAGAAUCAAUACGAACGAUGGUAGACUAAGUUUUGAUACCGCUAACAUGCAAAUUAACCAAACAUACGUUUUCAAGGUCCAAGUUCGGAAAGAUGACAGAAUGGCUGAAACAACAGCUGAAUUAGAAAUUGUGUCUGGAGAUCCCCCUGAAUUGACAAUCAGGUGCGGCUCGUCUCUCUGUAUACCUCGUCCCGGGGGACAGUUGGUGCGUCCAUCCAGCCGGCUUAGUCUUCUUAGUGAAUGCACGGGAUGCACGACAAACACUAAUUUCGAGUGGAAAAUUUAUCAAAGCAAUUAUCAGUGGACUUGGAAAGAGAUCAUAGAGCUGCCAAUCUAUGUUGACGGAGUUCAUUCGAAUAAUAUCGCCGUCAAAACCACCAUGUUCGGUUUGGACCAAUCUGUGAAGACGUAUCUCGUGGAACUUUGUGCUAAGCGUGAGGAUGGACAGGAAGCUAAAGCCUACAUGAAAUUAUUCUUGAACGACCCGCCUCGGAAUGGAACUUGCACUAUAACGCCCUCUGUCGGCGUGGUGACUGAAUCUAACUUCCAGGUCACGUGUUCUGGGUGGAUUGAUGAAGAUGGCAUAGAGUCUUACAGAAUUUAUGCUACCUUUCAAGACGAUACUCAGGAGCGCCUAGUGAUCUUUGGUGGUGCUUCCUCCUACAGGGUGCAACUUCCGGUGGGACCGGAUUAUAACAAUAACACAAUGUUGAUAUUUGUUCGCAUCGCUGACGCUUAUGGAGCCUCGGUUGACUUUAAUGUAGGAUCUGUACAGGUGAAACCUCUUGCGAAAGAUCAAGUUGUUCAAAAAUUGGAGAAAAUGCAAGUGCAAAUUAAGGAUGAACUUGACCUGGCAUUAGCAAGAGCUGACUUAAGUCAAGUGAAUGAGGUGUCCCUGCUGUAUGCCAGUAUGAUCAAUAUGGCGAGUAAGAACGGAACAUCAGAGUACGCUGGCGUAGACGUGGCCGGAACUCAAACUGCUACAGGGCUCGGUCCGCACUACAACAAUCGGACAGAUCCUUUUGACAAGACAUUGACAACAUUCGAAAAAGAAGAAAAAUACCAGAAAGAAAGAGAGGCAUAUGCUCAGAUUACAAACCAGAUAGCAGACGCAUUACAAAAGAUCACCAUAUCCACCCCUUCAUCUGUGGCUCUAACGGCUAGUACCUGUGCCGAAGUUACGAAGUACACAGAAAACUGUGCAAGAAAAUGUCAGGAAGGCAUCAAGAAUGUGACACUAAAAAUGAUGAACACUCUGGAAGUUCAGGCCGAUGAAAUCCCUAUAGAAGAACUGACGCUUGCUGCCGAGGGAAUAAUCAACACUCUCUCCAAUCUAAUUGAGGCAGGAAACGUACACACUGAAUAUCCUACGAACGGUGACAUGGAAUCGGUCGAGCCAUUCGCACAUUACGACACAGAUUUGGAAUCUUUGGAGAAAGCUAUUCCAUCCGGUAUCAUUAACCGUGAUAGAGCAAACAAGAAACUACUAGCGUAUACUAAUGAAGAUUUCCAGAGUGCCACUACCCAAGGAGUACAGAACACGGCAGGCACUGUUUAUUCCAAGCUCCGGUCAAUCUUCAAGAAAAGUUUGGUAGAGGGAGAGACUCCAGUGAAAAUUUUUACAACCUCCAUUGUUCUUGAAUUUGAGAAAAACCGAGCAGAUAAGUUUUCCAACAAGACAAUUGAUCUUGGAGAUGGAAGCUUCAAGCUGCCAAACUGGUGCUCGCUCAUGGACACCUGCAAUCCAAAUGAGACAGUAGUUGUACAAUCCUCUUACUCCAUCUAUGCUCCACAUGCAUUCACUCCCCAAGCCAAAGACUUAUCCAGAUACAGCGGCUCUCUUAACAUUGAGAUGUUUGACAGCAGCGAUUCUCCUAUCAAAGUUACUCAAGCAGCAGAACCAAUUACGAUGAAAGUUCCCCUGGACAAAAACAUGCCGGUACCGGGGGAGGAAUAUGUUGUUCCUUUUAUACCAAACAGGGAUUGGGAGUACUUCUUUUAUCACACAACAGAAAUCACUUCCUCCCGCGGAGCUCUACAAGUUCGGUUCCGACUGGAAGACCUGAACCAACAGUUUUUGGUGUUGGUCAAGUUUGGGGACAUUAAAAACAUUUCAAACGCAUUCGAUCACGUGUGCAUGGUGCCUAGCAGAAUGGAAUACAAAGGUUCAUUUGGAACAGACAAUACGCCAGAUCCGUAUACAUGUUUCGUCGGAAGUGACGUUGUCAAUGGUUACCAGGGUCAAGUGACACUUGGGGUCAGACAGAUGUCCAGUGUGGAACAUGACUAUUACACGUCUAAAUCUCACGUUCCGCCCACGUUCCCUGGAGGAAGUGGGAGAUUCUCUACAAACUACACCAUUCAGACUGUCAGCUCCACCUGCCAGUUCUUCAAUGAAACAAUUAAUGACUGGGACACAAGAGGAUGUGAAGUUGGUUCCUUGACAAACAGCAGACAUGUUCAGUGUGUUUGUACUCACAUGACCACGUUCGCUGGCGGGUGGGUCGUUGUGCCGAACACUAUUGACUGGAACUUCGUCUUUUCCAAUAUGGACUUCUUUAAGAACCCCACACUUUACAUCACAGAGAUCGUGAUUGUCGUUGUCUACAUCGCCGCUGUUAUCUGGGCCAGAUAUCAGGAUAAGAAGGACGUAGAAAUGCUCGGUCUGACUCCUUUAGCAGAUAACAACAAAAAGGACAAAUAUUACUAUGAAAUUGUUGUUGUCACAGGAAUGAGACGCAAUGCUGGAACUGGGUCUAGUGUGAGUUUCAUUCUCUCUGGUGAAGAAGAUGAGACGGAUGUUAGAACGUUCAGUGACAACAAGAGAAAAAUCUUGCAACGGGGAGGGGUGGAGGGCUUCCUCAUGUCUGUAUCGAGACCACUAGGAGCUUUAAACUACCUCCACAUAUGGCACGAUAAUACAGGAAAGGGAAAAUUCGCCUCCUGGUACAUGCGAAAUGUUGUUGUGCGUGAUGUACAGACAGAUCAGAAAUAUAUCUUCAUCUGCAAUAAAUGGUUUGCAGUAGAAGAAGAUGAUGGAAUGAUUGAUCGUCUGAUACCGGUAGCUGGUAAGGAACAGAUGACGGAAUUCAGUCACCUAUUCACAGAAAAAUCAACGAAAAGCCUUAGUGAUGGUCAUCUGUGGUUCUCGGUAUUGGCCAGACCUCCCCAGAGCAGAUUUACACGAGUCCAGCGUGUGUCUUGCUGUCUGUGUCUUCUGUUCAUGUCCAUGCUGACCAACGCCAUGUUUUAUGAGAAAGGAGAUUCACAACAAAAUGCGUUUACGUUUGGUCCCUUCGCUCUAACUCCUGAACAGAUAUACAUUGGCGUAGUGAGCAACAUAAUCGUGUUCCCUGUCAGCUUCUUGAUCAUCCUCAUCUUCCGAAAAUCUCGACCUCGAAACAAGCGACCAUCACGUGUGGCAGAGGCACUGAAGGAAAAAUCAAAACCAGUUGCAUCUGUAUUUGACGUCCAUCCUACACUGAAAGGUUCUGGUGAACCUUCCUGUCUUACUCCGUCUAAACUCCUGGAAGGAAAUAGGCCGGAGACUGCACUCACUAGGAGCGGGACAUCAAUGUCAGUGGUAGAUUUGGCCGACAAUGCAGACAAAAAGAAAAAGAAAAAAUCCUGGGAUCUUCCUUGGGGCUUUGUUAUUAUCGGUUGGAUACUGUUGUGGAUAGCUACCUUCGUCUCUGCUGCUUUUGUUACAUUCUAUGGCGUCAUGUUCCAGGAUAUUAAAUGUAAAAUGUGGAUUACGUCCAUGCUGAUCUCAUUCUUCACGUCGAUUUUCAUCACACAGCCAAUAAAGGUAAUCCUGACGGCAAUAUUCUUCUCUCUGGUUAUAAAAAAUCCCGGAGGUGAUGAAGAUGAAGAUAAUGAUGAGGAUGAAGAGAAGCCUCCUUUGGCAGCAGACGAGGAAUAUCUUCAUGACAUAGACAGUGACAGCAUCAUAAAACCAAGGAGGGCUGCAUACAAACCUCCAGAUCCGGGGCUUCUAGAAAAAGCACGUGAAGUUAGACUGAAGGAAAUCAAGAUGUGGGGCAUCGUCCGUGAGAUUGUGUUUUACUCGUUUUUCUUGUGGAUCCUAAUGGUCAUCAGUUACAGGAACCGUAGUUACAUGUCCUACUACUACAAGUCAAGUUUAGAAAAGGUCUUCAUAACCACCAACGACACCAAGCACCACUUCCUGAAGAUAAAAAACAAAGAUGAUUUCUGGGUCUGGGCAAAGAGUGGAUUGGUGGAUGGCAUCCGAGCAGGCGUCUGGUACAAUGACGGGCAGCCCAUAUUUUUACGUGGUUACAUCAACGACAAGCAGUCCAGAAUCAUGGGAUACGCCACAAUGAGACAACUUCGUGUAAAACGAGACUCGUGCCAUGUUGCCGAUGUAAUGCAGACCGUUAUACACGAGUGUAAUGAUGAGUACGAUAUGCAGGAACACGACGAGAAUGAAUACGGAGUUGGAUGGAAUCCUGCUUACCAAAAUACUACAUAUAAUAAUCGAAAAGAGGAAUACCGCUACACCACGGCCAGCGUAUUGGACGGACAUCCUUACAUGGGAGACAGGUCUCUGUACAGCGGUGGGGGGUACGUGGUACGUUUGCGUGGAAACGCAACGUUACUCAGAAACAAAUUCCAGAGUCUUGAAAAUGAGGGUUGGGUUGAUAGGUAUACUCGCGCGAUAUUCGUGGAAUUCACCGUUUACAAUGCCGGAAUCAAUUUAUUUGGAAUUGCUACCUUGCUUUUGGAAGUCCGUCCUAGUCAGGGUAUAUUUCCGUCCUAUCGUUUUGAACCCGUGAUGCUUCUGCCAUACAUGACUGAUGUGAUGCUCUUCCAGAUCGCCUGUGAGAUUGUCUACUUUGCUUUCACACUUUUCUUCAUUUUCCAACUGCUAAGGGGCAUCACGAAAGAAAAUUUCGCUUAUUUCAAACAGUUCUGGAAUUUAGUGGAACUUGGAAUAUGUUCGAUGUCUGUGACAGCCAUUGUUAUCUACUUCUAUCGUAUGUUUGAAACUAACCGACUAACAGAACGAUUUAAAAUUUCCCAUGGUAACGAGUAUAUGAAAUUUCAGUACGUGGGAGCAUGGAGUGAAAUAUUCAGUUAUAUUAUUGGGUGGUUAGUCUUUUUUGCGUCACUAAAAUUCCUCAAACUUCUGCGAUUCAACAAGCGUAUGUCAUUACUGGCCUCAACUUUAAAGAAUUCCUGCAGAGACUUGAUGCACUUCAGCAUAAUAUUCAGUAUCGUCUUCUUGGCAUUCAUUCAACUUUUCUACUUGGUCUAUGCUGGAAGUCUAACGUCAUUCAAGACUUUUAUCACGGCUUGUGAAUCCGGUCUCACCAUGAUGAUGGGCAAGUUUGAUAUUUACGAAAUGAAGAUGGUGGAACCAGUUAUGACACAAAUCUUCAUUUUCGCUUACGUCGUCACGAUAACUUUCAUUGUUGUCAACAUGCUGUUGUCUAUCCUAAACGAAACGUUCGGAGCGGUACGGUCAGAUAUUGCCAAGCAGAACAACGAGUAUGAAAUUGUUGAUUUCAUGAUGAAUCGCUUCAAGUUGUGGACCGGAUUGGGCACGGCGGAUAAGGGCGUCCUCUCACCGGAAGAUGUACGAGGAAACAACACGAUCGAAGGCAAGAUCGACAUGUUCCCCGAUCGAAUUGACCAGUUACUGUCGUCUUUGUCACAUAUCUAUAACAAAGAGGAACGCCUUGAUGCACUUUUUGAAAUGAACGCUGCAAAAAGAAUGGACUUAAAGGAAUCCUUCGGGAAAGUCCCGCCUCCAAAAAGCCAAAAAUAUCAGGACAGGUUACCAACUGUACAUACACAUUACUAACUGGCUAAAAGUGUAAUUCCUUGUUGUGAAAUGUGACAGAAACAGCAACAUAUAUGUAUAUAAUGCAAACCUUAUAAAUGUUCUAUGAUCGACAAUGUUUAUCCCAAAACGGCUACAAGAUCAAUAUGUACCGGAAGUAGUAACAUACUAGUCUGAAGCAUAAAAAUGAUAUAAUUUUAAAAUGUCAUAAGUUAAAGGUUCAAUGUUCAUUUCUUUAAGAAAAGAAACGUCAAUGGUGUUUAUACAGCAAUCUCUUAUUAACUACAUGUUUGAAAAUUGCAGAGCUUUAAUCUACCUAUUACUUGUAUAUUAUGUAUUAUUAUAGUUUUAGAAUAAAACGUUGUUAUUGAAAA
Molecule: messenger RNA, 10983 nt
Organism: Ostrea edulis (European flat oyster)
Lineage: Eukaryota; Metazoa; Mollusca; Bivalvia; Ostreida; Ostreidae
Exons: 37
Coding region: 65-10630 (3521 amino acids)
Biological process (GO): detection of mechanical stimulus
Cellular component (GO): membrane
Molecular function (GO): protein binding; calcium channel activity; calcium ion binding
Source: RefSeq, a predicted model, not a curated record